Messenger RNA from Drosophila biarmipes, 809 nucleotides. RefSeq lists its product as uncharacterized. Gene Ontology annotation, biological process: cristae formation. Gene Ontology annotation, cellular component: MICOS complex; mitochondrial crista junction. Lineage: Eukaryota; Metazoa; Arthropoda; Insecta; Diptera; Drosophilidae. The transcript has a single exon. The record is from RefSeq and is a predicted model, not a curated record. Bases 1 to 726 code for a protein of 241 amino acids.
AUGGUUGUGGGCCUGAUUUUGAAGGCGGGCGUUGUCUACGCAGUGGUGAUGGCCACCAGGAACUACGGUGUGUGGGAGUCCCCGGACAGGACACAAGAAGUGUACGAGGAAACGGUGGAGCGCAUCGAACCCUACGCCGAUCGGGCGCGACGCAAGCUGAAUAUGUGCCCGCCCAGGCCGCCGCCGGAGGGCGAGUGGACCUUCUUUGGCAUCCACUACUACAACAAGUUCGUGAAGUCAGUCUUCGAUGUUCUGAGUGUGUUUCCCGCUGGACUGGCUGCGUUCCUAGAGAAGGCCCCGGGCUAUGUGACCGCCUUUAUCGACAGCAUCAAGAAACUCAUCAAGGAGAGCAAGUCCAAGAAGAAGGAAAUAAAGAUAUGCAAGGAACGACUGGACGAGACGCCCCUUGUCAGACCACCAGGACUGGUGCCGCCGCACUGCAAGGACAAGAACUGCCCAAAGGCUCCCCUGAUUCCACCUGGCUGCAAUCGCAACAGGGAUAGCUUCAUCUACGAGCCGCGGAUGCCCAAGAAGCCAGCCUGCGAGUGCUCGAAGUGCAAGCAACGCCAGGCGGAAAACUGGAAGGACAACAAACGCAAGUGCCCCAGACUCCCAGACAACGAAAGGAAGUGCAGGUGCGGUGAACAGCCCCACUCAGAACUUCGAUCAGAACCCAUUAAAUCUUGCAAACAGUGCCGAAAGCCACCUAGAGACACAAGUGCUUAGAAACCCCCCAAAAAUGUAUCUCCUCACCCCGUUAGCCAAAUUUUGGUUUCCCAACCUGCACAUUAAAAUUUUGGUUUACUUAA